UCAUCAGCUGCAAUGGCGCAGAGCAAGGAGGACAUCAAGCACGGCACGGCGCGGACCAAGGUGGCGGGCGACGACGAGAUGCUGCGCACGGGAUUCCACAACGGCACCCCGCUGGAGGCCGGCAAGAUCGCCGACUCCCAGCCGGUCGACCUCUUCGCCCCCGCGCACCGUGUGGCCGACGCCCCGUCGCAGCAGCAGCAGCAGCAGAUGAGGCCACAGGAAGAUGAGCUCGCGGAGGCGAACGACGACGACUCUGCUCCGGCGCAGGGCCGUGGGAUGGCCGAGCCCACCGCCGGUGGACGUCGCCUGGGACGCCAGGCUUAAGUCAUAAUCAUCGUAUCGUUUAAUUAGCUAGUAGUAAUCUGGCCGGCCUCUACGUAGAAACGAAGGUCUUAGACAUGCAGUGCGUAUUGUAGUAUCAAUACUAGUAUCUUUCCAUCUAUCCCUCCCUAUGUAACGAACGACAACAAUAAGGUUUGUCCUAUGACCGGCUGCAGCCCAGCAUGUCAAACUUUUAUGCAUAUCUAUGCAGCAUGCACGAUCUAUGUAUAUAUGUAUUUGUCCAA
Molecule: messenger RNA, 566 nt
Organism: Phragmites australis (common reed)
Lineage: Eukaryota; Viridiplantae; Streptophyta; Magnoliopsida; Poales; Poaceae
Product: SEED MATURATION PROTEIN 1
Exons: 1
Coding region: 13-324 (103 amino acids)
Biological process (GO): seed dormancy process
Source: RefSeq, a predicted model, not a curated record